Messenger RNA from Physella acuta, 1553 nucleotides. Its product is annotated as 26S proteasome regulatory subunit 7. The record is from RefSeq and is a predicted model, not a curated record. NCBI's taxonomy places the organism in Eukaryota, Metazoa, Mollusca, Gastropoda, Physidae. Gene Ontology annotation, molecular function: ATP hydrolysis activity; ATP binding.
ACCGGAAACAUCCAAAAGUGUUGUCUCAUUAUCAACAGAUAACUCGGAAAUAACAGUGAUCCUUUGUCGAUUUUAUUCACAUAAUUUUGUUAUUAAAAAAUAAAGCAUUAUGCCUGAUCAUUUAGGAGCAGAUCAACGUAAAGUUAAAGACACCGACAAAGAAGAGGAAAAACCUAUCCAAUCCCUAGAUGAAGGAGACAUUGCUCUUUUAAAAACCUAUGGAGUUGGACAGUACACAAAAGCUAUCAAAAGUGUAGAGGAAGAUAUACAGAAUAUUCUAAAAAAUGUCAAUGAGCUUUCUGGCAUUAAAGAAUCGGACACAGGGCUUGCGCCUCCAGCACUUUGGGAUCUUGCAGCUGACAAGCAGACUCUUCAAAGUGAACAGCCAUUGCAAGUAGCCAGAUGCACUAAAAUUAUAAAUGCAGACACAGAUGAUCCAAAGUAUAUUAUCAAUGUUAAACAAUUCGCAAAGUUUGUUGUUGACUUGGGGGAGCAAGUGGCACCCACAGAUAUUGAAGAGGGAAUGCGUGUUGGGGUUGAUAGAAAUAAAUAUCAAAUCCACAUUCCACUUCCACCAAAAAUUGAUCCAACUGUGACUAUGAUGCAGGUAGAAGAGAAGCCAGAUGUUACCUACAGUGAUGUUGGAGGCUGUAAAGAACAAAUUGAAAAACUCCGGGAAGUUGUAGAAACACCCUUGUUACAUCCUGAACGAUUUGUUAAUCUUGGCAUUGAGCCCCCUAAAGGUGUUUUGUUGUUUGGACCACCUGGGACAGGUAAAACACUAUGUGCCCGUGCUGUGGCAAACAGAACAGAUGCCUGUUUCAUCAGAGUUAUUGGGUCAGAGUUGGUGCAGAAAUAUGUGGGAGAGGGUGCUCGUAUGGUGAGGGAACUUUUUGAGAUGGCUAGAGCAAAGAAAGCCUGUAUCAUUUUCUUUGAUGAAAUUGAUGCUGUUGGAGGUGCCAGGUUUGACGAUGGUGCUGGUGGUGACAAUGAGGUUCAGCGUACAAUGCUUGAGUUGAUCAACCAGCUGGAUGGCUUUGACCCUAGAGGAAACAUUAAAGUAUUGAUGGCCACCAACAGGCCAGAUACUCUUGACCCUGCUCUCAUGAGGCCAGGCAGGCUCGACAGAAAAAUUGAAUUUGGUUUGCCAGAUUUAGAGGGACGCACCCACAUUUUCAAGAUCCAUGCUCGCUCUAUGAGUGUAGAAAAAGAUAUUCGUUAUGAGCUGUUGGCUAGAUUGUGUCCUAACAGUACUGGUGCUGAAAUCCGCAGUGUUUGUACAGAGGCCGGUAUGUUUGCCAUCAGAGCUCGCAGGAAGAUGGCAACAGAAAAAGAUUUCUUAGAAGCUGUCAACAAAGUCAUCAAAGCCUAUGCCAAGUUCAGUGCCACACCACGCUACAUGACAUAUAACUAGAUGUUUAGUUUUUUUUAGUGGUUAUAUUUAACAAAUUCUCACUGGUUAAAAUGAAUAAUGCAGUGGCUUUUUGUUGGUUUUGUAUUUUUUUUUUGUUUCAACACCAGAAUUGUUUUGGAAUAAACAGUUUCACACUCUU